This is a messenger RNA of Podarcis lilfordi (Lilford's wall lizard), 1453 nucleotides long. NCBI's taxonomy places the organism in Eukaryota, Metazoa, Chordata, Lepidosauria, Squamata, Lacertidae. The record is from the annotation of a GenBank genome assembly.
CAGAGAUAAACAGCUCCACGAUGUCGCUAAAGCCAGAGGCUCGGGUGCGCUUGGUGUUCUUGGGCGCAGCGGGCGUGGGUAAGACGGCGCUGAUCCGCCGCUUCCUGCACGACGCCUUCGAGGCCCGCCACCGUCGCACCGUGGAGGAACUGCACGUGCUGGAGUUGGACCUGGAGCCACCGGGCCCGGCGCUGCGCCUCCGCCUGGAGCUGCUGGACACCAGCGGCAGCUACAGCUUCCCGGCCAUGCGCCGCCUCUGCAUCCAACACGGCGACGUCUUCGCCCUCGUCUACUCGCCCCACGAGCCGGGCUCCUUCGAGGAGCUGCAGCGGCUGCGCGAUGAGAUCCUGGAAGCCAAGCCCGGCGCCCCGGUCCGCCUCGUGGUGGUCGCCAACAAAUCCGACUUGGGCCCGGCCGCGGGCAACAGCGACCGCCUGGCCGCCGCCACAGUGCAGCGCGAGUGGGGCGCUCGCCACGUCGAGGCGUCAGCCAAGCAGGGCUGCAACGUGGUCGGGCUCUUCCAGGAGCUGCUGGGCCAAGUCGACGUGCUCAGCGGGCGCCUCAGUCCGGCCCUCCGGCGCCGCUCCAUCCCCGACCCGCUGGCCAAGGAGCCGACGGCGUCCACGCGGCGACGCCCGAGCAAGAGCCCCAACUGCGCCAUCUGCUAGCCGGAGCGUCGGAGGAAGCCCAGCGGCCGCUGCGGCGCCCCUUUCAUCGUAGGCAGCCGACGGGGCGGCCGAGGAAGCGAAUGUCGUCGAGCACGAGUGAAGCAGGAGGAAGAAACGGAGCGCGUUUGCCUCUCCGGAGUAGCGAGCCAUGCAGAGACGCCUCUCCCCGGUGGGUUGAGGCUAGGGAAUCGAGUCCCAAAAGAGACACACACGUCCAACCCGGCGGGACGACAGAAGCAAGUGCCCUUGUUUUGCAUCUGGUGCCCCCGCGGCGGACUGCGCACUUGCCCCCACUUGCCCCUUGGGUCUCGGAGCGCAAGAGUUUCGGCUCGAGGGAAGGACACACCCCUUUGUGCCAAGCUUCCUGGUCCUCGAGGUGGCCCGUUCCGGGACAUGGACUCUGCCGAGCCUGCUCUUGGCAACUGGGUGGGGGCGCUCUCUUCCAGAAGCCAGGCCUCGGACAGAGCCCAACAGGAGACUCCGGAGGCCGGACUUCUGCAGGAAACCUGGGUGCCUGGCACUCAGUUCCAGCUGGCUGUUUCCAAGGCACUGUCCACUUGCCUGUUCUUGACUUGUGUAGGGUGGAAACAGUACUUACUGCUGUACCUUAACAGCAUUCCUGGCUGGGGGCUGAUCCAUUAGGAUGGAGUAUGUUUUUGGGUUGGCGGGACAGAGUGCUUGCACCUAUGCUUGUUUAUUUAAAGACCGUUCUGAACUUGAAGGAAUGUGACUUGUUUUUAAUACAGUAUGUCAUCCUGUUUUGGAGAAUAAACUGUUACUCCCUU